UCAGUUACUCCCUGUCCCUGCCCUCAUGACCCUCUAUUUUUGUUGUCCUUAAAUAAAUAUUUUUUGACAAGGUCCUAAAUUAAAUGUUCCGCUACUAGUUAAUAGUAUAAUUAUUACCUGGUUCGUUAUAUUAUAUACCCUUAAUUUUAUACUAAGUAGUUUUUAUUAAUAAUAAUAUAGCAUGAUGAGCAUCUUGAGGGAAGAGCAGAUUAGUGAGUUUUUGGAAGACUUCUCUCAUCUUGACAAAAAUGGAGAUGGUUGCAUAACCAUAGAAGAAUUAGGCACGGCUAUGAGAUCAUUAGGUGAAAAUCCUACGUUGGAAGAGUUACAAAUUAUGGUGAACCAAGUGGAUACAGAUGGAAAUGGAACUAUAGAAUUCGGGGAAUUCUUGAAUUUCAUGGCAAGAAAAAUGAAGGAAACAGAAGCAGAAGAUGAAUUGAAGGAAGCUUUUUGGGUGUUUGACAAAGAUAAAGAUGGUUACAUAUCACCCAAUGAGUUGAGGUCAGUAUUGAGAAUCAUAGGAGAGAAGGUGACAGAAGAAGAACUUGAGCAGAUGAUCAAAACGGCUGAUUUGGAUGGUAACGGUCUCAUUGAUUAUCAAGAGUUCGUUAGGAUGAUGUUGCAUGUUUAAACACCAAAAUGAAAUUCUAUCAUUUUUGUUCCCUUGAGCUUAACGACAUCAAAUAUAUUAUGCAGGAAUUGGGGUUCGAAUCGCAACACUCCACUUAUUCACCAUUUAUAACCACUAGGUAAAAAAAGAAGAAAUUCUAUCAUUUUUAAUAAUUGACAAUAAAUAAUAAUUAGUUUAAUUAAGUUGGACUUAAUUUUUACAUAUAUUUGUUGUACUUACACUUGUACUUGAAAUUUUAGUUAGUUCAGUGUUGUAUAUUUUCUUUUUAUCAUUGGCUACUCAUGAAUCUAAGUUAUCCAUCAAGUUAUAUUGACACAGUUUUCAUCAAAACUA
This is a messenger RNA of Trifolium pratense (red clover), 964 nucleotides long. RefSeq names its product calmodulin-2/4-like. Bases 182 to 631 code for a protein of 149 amino acids. The transcript is spliced from 4 exons. The record is from RefSeq and is a predicted model, not a curated record. Gene Ontology annotation, molecular function: calcium ion binding; enzyme regulator activity. Lineage: Eukaryota; Viridiplantae; Streptophyta; Magnoliopsida; Fabales; Fabaceae.